This is a messenger RNA of Metopolophium dirhodum (rose-grain aphid), 2606 nucleotides long. RefSeq lists its product as uncharacterized. The transcript has a single exon. Lineage: Eukaryota; Metazoa; Arthropoda; Insecta; Hemiptera; Aphididae. The annotation marks the transcript as partial. The record is from RefSeq and is a predicted model, not a curated record.
UUAUUUUUUUUAAAUAGAUAUUUGUCAACUGGUACAUGUUUCAAAGCUCUGCAAUUCGACUUUCAUAUUGGGAAAAGUACAAUUGCAGAGAUUGUUAGAGAAGCUUGUACAAUGAUUUGGACAAUUUUGCAGCCUUUAGAAAUGCCACAACCCACUACAAAUCAAUGGCUUGAAAUAGCAGGUACAUUUUAUUCAAAAACGAAUUUCCCAAACUGUUUGGGAGCUAUCGACGGUAAGCACAUCAGGUGCAGAAAUCCUCGAAAUUCGGGAUCAUAUUAUUUUAACUAUAAAAAAUAUUUUUCAAUAAUUUUAAUGGCUGUGGUUGAUGCUAACCUGAGUUUUGUUGUAAUUGAUGUCGGAGCUUAUGGAAGAGAAUCGGAUUCAAACGUAUUCAAAGAAUGUCCAUUUGGCAAAAAACUAUAUUCUGGUCAGCUUAAUAUACCAGAACCUGCAUACUUGCCUAAUACCCAAAACGUUGUACAACCAUAUGUAUUUGUAGCAGACGAGGCAUUUGCACUCCAUAAAAAUUUACUAAGGCCAUAUCCAGGACGAGGCCUUACUGACAAACGUCGAAUUUUUAACUACAGGCUCUCUAGAGCUAGACGAACUGUGGAAUGCGCAUUUGGAGUGCUGUCAAACAAAUGGAGGGUGUUGCAUACCCCUUUGCUGGUAGAACCAGAUUUUGCAAAUGAAAUUAUCAAAGCAUGCUGUAUAUUACACAAUUUUGUGCGUCAAAGGGAUGGUAUCAAUUUUGACGACAUGGCAACGAGUCAAUUAGUCGAUGACUUGGAGGUUCGGGGAACAGCACCACGUACACAGGGAUUACAGGUCAGAGACUACUUUUCCGAUUAUUUUAUGGGUCCAGGCGCAGUACCAUUUCAGUACACAUGUAUUUAAUGUUUUGUAUUUUAAGUUUAAAAUAAAUACAUGACAUUAUACAGAUUUUACUUAUUUUAUGAAGAAACAGAUUACACAUAAUUAUUUAUUAUUAUUUUAUUUAAGUUAUAUCUAGGAGAUUACCUAAAAUGUAUUUAUUUACAUAUUUCUGUUUUUUUUAAAAGUUUUUUUUUUAGCUUUUGAUAUUGUACAGGUUAUUACAAUAUUCAAUUUGUGAUAUAUAUUUAAUUUUAUUAUAUUUUAAAAUACAGAUAUAUAUUUUCAGUACUGUAUAAUUAUAUAGCGUUAUAAAUGUAAAAUGACCUACUGAUAACUUACCUCUUUCAUCCUUUUCUGUAGCUGAAAGCUCAUUCCAGUCACUAUACAUCGUUUCACAGACCGAAGUCCAAGCCAAAGCUUUAAAAUGUUUAUUAUGGUAAUCGCUAUCACCAAUAUUCCAUAGACAUGGUUUCGAUUCUACUUCAAUUAUUAGUUUUUCGUAAUCGAACAUUUUUAUUUAAUAUAUUAAUUACUUUUUUUACAUAAAAAUAAAAUAAAUAAGUUCACCGCAUACGACACUGCCGGAUCGUGUGGUCGAACUAUACUAAAAUAAUGUAUAUUUGGAGUUUGUCCGGUAUUGACGAUCCGGUACCACCGCAACAUGUUGCGGUAGAGACCUGCCGGAACCGGCAAAAACGUGUCGUGUAGACCAAAAUUAAAUUAAUAAUUUAAUAUAAUGUAUUUUUAAAAUAUUUCCGCCGGAUCCGGUGUCGCCGUAUCACGACGGAUCCGGUAAUACCGCAUCGUGUGGCCCGACACUUAAUUAUUUACUAUAGAUUUAUAAAAGUUUAGCAGGGGCUCGUCUAGACUAUAAAAACUUAUAUAAAUUAAAACAGUAAAGAUUUGAUGUUUAAAAAAACAAUACAAAUCACGGAGAUAAUCGGUAACGUUACACAUCAAUAGAAAGUUGAAUUUAAUAACAAACAUAAUAAAACCGAAAUCAAACGCAAAAACGUUGUAAUGUUCACAGAUAAUCGCCGAUUCACGUUAAAUAUAUAAAAGUUGCAGUAUUAAUAAUUACUAUGACCAUUGACCACACUGUAAGAUAUAACCUCGUAUUUAUUAUAAUUGCAAGUAAGUACUAUGAAUAAUAAUAUGUAAGUACGACUGGAACAAAUUAAUAAUAAAAUUAGUGACCACGUAUUUUUUCAUGGUUUUCAGAGUCGUUCUUAUUGCUAGCUAAUACGUCAAAAUGAUACAUAUCUACCGUAAUAAUGAUAUUAUGUUAUAUUAGUAUCUAAUAAUUUGUUACCGAAAAAAUUAUGUAAAACAGUUUUUAGGCGAGGCCAAAACGAGAAAAGGCACGCAUGCCUACGUCACGAGUUCUUGCAGUUACCAGCUAUAUAGGCUAUAACUAUAUUAUGUAUUAAUAACUGAACCGUCCGCCGACACGUGUGAUAAACACCAACGAUGGAUAACCAUAAAUAAAAUAAUCGCGCAUAAUAAAUAUGAACUAUAAUAAUAUUAUAACAAUAAUUCCUACGGCCGGACGACCUUAUUCUAGACAUGUACCUGUGGAUAAAAUGCAUACGCAUGGCGUUAUAGACGUGCGUGAAGUUGGACCCCCACCGUGACCAAUUUAUUUGAAAGUUAUGUUCUCAUUUUGCAAAUAAUUUGAAAAUAUUUGCAAAUUGGUUUUCAGAAUUUGCAAAUAAAUUCCCUGUCUAGUA